Messenger RNA from Grus americana (Whooping crane), 9656 nucleotides. RefSeq names its product nuclear receptor interacting protein 1 (gene NRIP1). The coding region runs from base 898 to 4494 and encodes 1198 amino acids. Gene Ontology annotation, biological process: regulation of transcription by RNA polymerase II. Gene Ontology annotation, cellular component: nucleus. The record is from RefSeq and is a predicted model, not a curated record. The transcript is spliced from 4 exons. Gene Ontology annotation, molecular function: transcription coregulator activity; signaling receptor binding. NCBI's taxonomy places the organism in Eukaryota, Metazoa, Chordata, Aves, Gruiformes, Gruidae.
UUCGGAGGGGCACCCUCCUCCUCCUGGUGUGCGUGUGAAUUAUUUAAAGAGCCGCAAGCUCGGUGCGCAGCGGCUGCGGCGGCCGGGGAGGCGCCGGCGGCCGCCCGGGGGUGCGGGGAGACCCGGCCCCGCCGGCCGCGGCCUCGCUCGCCUCCCGCCGCCCGGCUGCUUUCACAGCAGCUGCGGGCAAGGCCACGCUUCCCUCUUCUCGCCUCCCCCCGACUGUCUGUUACCGCCCGCUCCACCUCUACCUGCGAGCGGGCAGCCUGUGUCUUCGGUGCUUUCUCCAUUGCCUCUUGUCGGUGGCACAGGCUCGGCUCCCUGCUUACCCCAAAGAUGCCUUCUCAUCGCUUCGGGCUCCUGAGGGACGUCGCUGUUUCCUUGCUAGACUAAAGAUCAAGCAUGGAAUUGUUGAGGAAGAAAACUAUUGCAUCCUUGGACUCCUGAAGGAAGAGCUUUCCAGAUGGGACCACUUUCAAGGGUGGAGUGAAAAGCAGAUUCACAAAGAUCCAGCAUUGAUGCUUGAAAGGAAUUUCAUGUGCUUGGCGGAGAUGGAAAAAAAUGAAAAACAAGCUGGCUUCCUGGAGAAAGAAGGCGGCAAAUGCUUAAUGGAACUUUAUUGCUGUGGAACCCUGUUUUGAGUGCUCCUCCUAGACAUCUUUCAUAAAUCUUCUAGAUAGCAGCAGAUUGAUAUGAUUGGAAACCUGGCUCAUCAAACAGCAUCCACUGGAAGAAGCCUGCUUGGAAUAUGACAUUUUGUAUUGUUUCUGAAAGUCUGUGAGAAAACACUAUAGACAUCUACGUAUUGUUUCUUAACUCUGCAUCUCGAUUCAGCUACAGCAAAACUAGCCUUUGAAGUGAAUAGAACCAGAGCCCUUUCAGAAACUUUUAUUGAACAUGACUCAUGGAGAAGAGCUUGGCUCUGAGAUGCACCAGGAUUCUGUUGUUCUAACUUACCUAGAGGGAUUACUAAUGCAUCAAGCAGCAGGAGGCUCAGGUACUACAGUUGACAAAAAGUCUACUGGGCAUAGUGGAGAGGAUCAAAACUUUAAGAUUUCUGGAAAUAUAUUUCCCAGCUGUCAAAGUAAUGGUCCAGUUCUUAACACAAAUACAUAUCGGGGAUCUGGCAUGCUGCACCUCAAAAAAGCAAGACUGUUGCAGUCUUCUGAAGACUGGAAUGCAGCAAAGAGAAGGCGGUUGUCUGAUUCCAUUGUGGAUUUAGAUGGAAAAAAGGAAGCUUUGUUAGCUGGCAUGGUAGAAAAUGUGCCUAAAGGCAAACAGGAUAGCACAUUACUUGCCUCUUUGCUUCAGUCGUUCAGCUCUAGGCUGCAGAGUGUUGCUCUGUCACAGCAGAUUAGGCAGAGCCUUAAGGAGCAAGGGUAUUCCCUUAGCCAUGAUUCUUUACAAGUGGAGAAGGAUUUAAGGUGCUAUGGUGUUGCGUCCAGUCACCUGAAGACUCUGCUGAAGAAGAGCAAAGCAAAAGAUCAGAAGCUGGAUAACAGCCUGCCUGAUAUAACAAAGAACCUGCCCAAAGAGAGGUUUAUCGAAUCUCCUCAUGCGGUGCAGAGCGGACCUAAAGUGAUCAAUGAGCCACUGUCAUGUGCUGCAAGAUUACAAGCUGUUGCAAGCAUGGUAGAGAAACGAUCUAGUCCUGCUGCUUCACCGAAGCCCAGCGUAGCGUGCAGCCAGCUAGCUUUACUCCUUUCAAGUGAAGCUCACUUGCAGCAGUACUCCAGGGAACAUGCUUUAAAAGCACAAAAUGCAAAUCAGGUAGCAAGUGAGAGACUUGCAGCUAUGGCCAGAUUACAAGAAAGUGCUCAGAAAGAUAUUGGCCAAUUUGGUUUAGCAAAAGGAAUUACAAGCCAUCUCAAUGGUCAGACAGGAUCAUCAACCAAAACAGCAUCUAGCAAAAGCAAUAUGGCACCAUUUCAGAGUUCAGUGGGAAUCAUGCAUUCGCCUCCCAAAACUGUGGGAUACAAAGGUACUUUGGAAAGGCGUAACCUGAAAACCUCUCCCAGCAACAGUUUGCUCUUGCAUCUACUGAAAAGCCAGAAUACCACCAAACAUGUAAAAGGGCAUGAACAGAGUGAGAGAGUCAGCAUUUUUGAAGACAGCAGCACACCAACAACUAUUGAUGAGUAUUCAGACAACAAUCCUAGUUUUACGGAAGACGACAGCAGUGAUGAUGAAAGAUCCCAUUCUAGCUGUCUUCCUAUAGACCUAUCCUUUAAACAGAGGACAGAUAAGCCAGAUGCGGGUCCACCUGCAUCACUGGAUAACCUGACUCAGUCCUUGCUUCAUAACUGGGAUCCAAAAGUUUCCUGUACAGAGAACAAGGAAGACAAAGACACUCCAAAAGCUUCUAAGCUGAAUCCUCACCAUAAAGUAACACUGCUUCAGCUGUUACUUGGCCAUAAGAGUGAAGAAAAGGUAGACAAGAGUCACGACCCUCAGGGACCACACAGUGCGGCUGAUGUGGCAAAAUUCACUGUACAGACUGGUAAAAGGACUCCUGUUACUGACAGUCCCAGUGCAAAUCGAAUGACUCCGUUAAGCACUCCACCUCUGCUGGCUUCUACAAAAGCAGACUCACCUAUCGAUCUCUCACACCAAUCGUUAGCCAUCAAGCGUAGCUCGCCACCGUAUGCCUGCAGCAUCCAGCCGGACAGGCUGGUGAAUCCCGCAUCUAAACAUUUGAUAGACCUUUCUAAAAACAAAGAAAUUCAAGGAACCAAGCUGAGCAGGAACAAUAGUCCCCAGAACUCUUCGGCUUUCAGCGCCAGCAAGCUGUUGCAGAACCUCGCUCAGUGCGGCAUGCAGACUUCCAUGUCAAGUGAAGAACAAAGAGCUAGCAAACAGCUGCUGGCAGGGAACGCAGAUAAACCUGUAGGCCUGAUUGAUAGAUUGAACAGUCCUCUGCUUACGAAUAAAUUGAGUACGCAUGAAGAAAAUAACAAAAUAUUCAGUUGUCAGCCUGCACCCACUGAACAAGGACUUCCAGGUUCGGAAAUAGAAAAUCUCCUUGAAAGGCGCACUGUCCUUCAGCUGCUGCUGGGAACUCCCAAUAAAGGUAAAAGUGAAAAGAAAGAGAGGAUGCUUUUAAGAGAUGAAAGUUCUCAAGAACAGACAGAUAAGGCUUUGAAUGAGCAAAUAUUGACGGUGAAAAUAAAAACUGAACCAUCUGAAGAAUCAAAUGUUCCUUAUAAUUCAAAUGCACAACAAGUAAGAGAGUGCAAGGGUAACAAAUUUCAAGGAUUUGUUCAUUCACUGCAGAGGAACACAGCUGCUUCUCCAGCAUCCGAGGAGUUGAAAUCUGAGCCUCUUUCGCCUCAGGAUUUCUCUUUUUCCAAAAAUGGCCUGCUAAGUAGGUUGCUGAGACAGAAUCAAGACAGUUACCCUGCAGAUGAGCUGGACAGAAGUCACCGAAACAAUGAGCUGACACACCUUGAAUCAAAGAGUCUUUGCACAGUACCGAAGAAGAGGAAGCUUCACACUGAGCCUUUGGAAAGUCCAUUAAAAAAGAUUAAAAGUAAUGUGUCUGAUGCUGCAAACAAUCAUUCUUCUCCUACAGAGGCACUAUACGGGCCUUUGCUUAACCAGCAAGAACUGAAAUUCAGCAGAAGUGAUGCUGAAUUUAAAUAUGCUGUAAGUCAUGGUUCAAAUAAUGAAAGUGAAAAUAGGAGUUGGUCUAGAGAUAGUAAAGGCUUUAAUGUGUUGAAACAGCUGCUUCUCUCAGAAAACUGUGAGAGAGAUCUGUCACAACAUAGGAAUAAUGUACUAACAGAGGGCAAGAAAAAAGGAAACAAAACCAGUGCAACAAUUAUUAAACCUGAAUUCAGCAUUUCGUCGGUAAGUUCAUUAAUGGCCAGCCCUGUGCAACAGAACAAUUGUGUAGAUCAUAGAACAUUUCAGUAUCCUGUAGCAGUAAAAAGCCCUGCCAGUUCCCCUUUCCCUGAACAUUUGGGGAGUACGGUAUCUAGGCUCGAGUCCGACCAGUUUAGCAUGUGUCCCGUGCCCGGUGAAAAAGGGCCCAUCAGAUGGGUGAUCACAGGUAUGGACAAGAAUGAUUAUGAAAAAGACUCUCCAAGACUGACCAAAACCAAUCCAAUAUUGUACUACAUGUUACAGAAAGGCGGCAACUCUGUUAGUAGCCAAGAAGCACAUGACAAAGAAAUCUGGAAUGAACCUUCAUAUACCGAUAGUUCAACUCAUGUUACAAUCAAAGAGGAGCUGACAUCCAACGCAGAGCUGAAAACUCCUUUUAGUAACUUUGACAAAGAAAUCUGGAAUGAACCUUCAUAUACCAAUAGUUCAACUCAUGUUACAAUCAAAGAGGAGUUGACAUCUGAUGCAGAGCUGAAAACUCCUUUUAGUAACUUAAGAAGCCCUUACAACAGCCAUAUGGGGAGUAAGACCUCUCAUCAACAUGGUGUGAAUGGAGAAAUGCAUGGACUUCUGGAAAAAGUGCUAACAAUCAAAAAAGAGCCAGAAUAAACUACAGCCUCCUCAGUGAGUUUACAAUCAGUGGUUUUGAAUCUUUGUUUUUAAAAAAAAAAAGAAAAAAAAAUAAAAAUGAGUACGAACUUGACUACUGUAUAAAUCGAGCAUGAUUUUAGAAAAGCAUGGUCUAAUUGAAACAUGUUUUCAUUUGAUAAACUUUUUAUUUUUCUGGUGAUGUUAUUUAAAAUACAUGUAGAUAAAAUUUGCUUUACAAUAGAUUGUCACAAGGAAACUAAAAAGGUUGUAAUUUGUACAAGACAUUUCUGUAUGUAUCAGAUUAAGUUAUGAGUACUCUUUGAUCAGAGUCUUAUUUGGAUCUGCAAGUUUUUGGUAUAGCAUAAAGUGCAAGCGUACAGCCUAGGUGGUGGUAAUGCUGCGUUUCUUCCCUCCCUGUAAAAUAAUCCUUAUUUUUUGGAAGCCUGAGCAUAGAGACAGUGUACUUUUUUUUUUUUUGGGAAUGUUUAAUAUGUUUUGUGAAAUUUUAAGAAUAACUUCUAAGAAAUAGAGCUGUCCGUCCAGGGUAUUAGCUCGUCAUAUUGGAAAACCUGUGUCAGUGUUAAUAAUUGAAAUGCACUGAAAUGUAUUUUUUAGUGCUUCCAAAAUUUUUAUUGUUAUUUUUAAAUCUUGUUUGUGGUCCUGCCAGAAUAGUGGUGUAAAACAUAUUUUUCUUCCUUGCCCUGCUCUCGACAACUGCCUUCCUCAGAAUCCUUAGCCGUAGUUAUGAGUUACUAGUUACAAUUAAGGGGGUUUUUUAGGUUUUUAUACAAAAGGCAGAUUUUCAUAGGCCAUGCAAGUACUGCAUGAGUCGUCUUGUCGGCGCAUUCCUGUCACUUCCCUGCUUAAAAGGGGAGAGUCAAAAUGCCUCUUGGAGUAGUGCGAUUAAGAAAGCUUAGCGCAUAUAUUUGGUGAGGAAAAUGGUGGAAAGUUUGUGAAGCGGAUGAGCGGAAUUGUCUGUUUAGCACCAUCCUGCUUCCCCUGCAGAAUAUUACCAGCUGUGCUAAAGCAGCACAUCAGACUUCCACUCAAAGAUGGAAUAGGAUUUUAAUGAAAAAUGCGUUGGCCUCUUCCUACAACCAGGGAGAAGAAUCCAUAUUCUGCCAAUAUUUAUUACUCUCUGAACAGCUGAUGCAUGGUUUAAUGCACUACCCUUUCACUGCAGAAAACCUGGUUUUGGAAUAAUUUUUCAGUUUGCACUGAGAAUGAAAUUGUGGUUUUGUCAUGUUCUGUAAUGGAUAGUGGGACGUGUCUGAGAAAUCUUCCUCUGCCCUUUUCCUCAAUCCCCACCUGUGCUGUGAUUUGUAACAUCUGGCAGUAUCGGCCUGAGAUGGGAGUAACUGAAAAUUGCAGUCAAAGCUGAGACACCUUAGAAGAAUUGCUGGCUAGGGAAGAGCCACGCGGCUCGGCUUUCCUGUUAACGCUGUCAGUGUUAACUCCAUUUGCAGCCCUUAUUUCUCAGAGGGGAGGAGGAGGACAAAGUCCUGUUCCUCUAAAUUAUAUGCAUUAUUGGCAACCAUAAGUUUUGCUGAACUCUUUACUCCCCUGGAAAAAAAUGUUCUCUGUAGCUUCUGAUUUCACUGAUAGUCCCCUAUGCUCUCAGCAGACAGCUAAGUAGUUGGCUUGCGUAGCUAAUGAAAACUACACUCUGUUUUAAUUUUGACCGUUUUCACUAUUGAGAGCCGAUGACAUGACAAAACUGCUGUUUCUGUCCAUCUCAUGUUUGCGUAGCAGAGACGAGCGAUGAGGCAUUUUGCUCUUUUCUUUCUGGUUUGGUUUCAGAGAUCCUUUUCCCGGCCUGCUGGCUUACAGAGACAGAGCGAGCUGUUGUCCCCCUCGCGUCCUCUGCGCCUUGCCUGGGAUCAGUUUCCCUUCUUUCCACUGCAGUCCCUGCUGAAAGGGAAUUCUCCUGUCUGCCAGCUGGAAAAUGCACCGCUAUUCAGUUUUACCCCCUGGGGGAUACCUUCUUUUAGGGAACACAAAUAUUUGGCAGUACCCAAUAUAAAACAUUCCCCCUGGUUUAUAUGAGAAAUAACAGAGCGAUUUAAAGAUAUAUUUUUAUGUUAUUUGGGUGAAGCGUAAUAUAUUAAUGGGCUGUACAAAGAAGAUUUAUAUUUUAAAACCUUCACACAAAUCUAAUAUCAUUUUAAAUGUCAUUGUCUGAAGUAUAAUAUAAAAAUAAUUUUUUUUUGUCUUUAAUAUUGCAUUUAUAAGUGGCCCAAUGACAAUUCAAAUGUCUCAUAGAAUAAUCAUUAAUGAGAUAAAGUAUAUUUUGGAUUGACAGUGGAACUGAAUUCUUUUUAUAUGAGUCAACCCAGCAGAAAUAUUAAAAAGAUAGUAUUUGUUCCAUCCAUGAAAUGUCUCUUAAAGUCUUAAUUGAUUAUUUUUCUUGAAACAACAUGUAUAUAGGUAGGAAAUAUAUAUAAUAUAGAAUAAUAGAUGGUCCCCAGAGUAAAUACAGGGCUAUAAUCUACUUGAAGGGCUCCACAGGAAAAUGCAGCUUGAAUGGAUGUGAAAUAAUCUGGUUGGAAAAACUUCAUCAAAACAAAUUUGAGCUGAAAAGUAGGGAGGAGAGUCUAACCCUAACAAAAAGUAACAUUGGAGUCUAGGAGUGUGCUUACCUAUGUAUUUAUUCUAUGGUAGUCUAUUGCUAUAAUAUAUACUUUUGAAUAUUUAGUUUUUAAAGUUUUAUAAAACAUUUAAGUUAAAAUGUUAACAGUUUGACCAGUUAAUCAUUUAGUUUUCUUUGUAGGUGAUGGUAAUGAAAGGGUAUUGCCACUCUCACAGAUGUCAGUAAACUAUAAUAGACAAGAAUCUAAGUUUAGGACAUGCCGUUCAUGGAAGAAUCUUACCUCUCAUAGAUGUUGCAAUCUCAAGCAGCACGUAACAUAACGAUGAGGCCCUUGAGAAGAGGCUAGGGCAUGUCAACUGAAUGCUUUUCAGACAGCUGCUACGAGGGCAACAGUCUUCUAUGUGAAAUUCUCCAGUAUCACUGAUGUUACCUGUCCCUAGGGAAGAGAGGUCGUCUUUAAAAUCUACCCCAUCCACAUCUACAGCCUUUAAACCUGAGGACCUAAGGCUUUUUCAUCAUUUAUCUUGCAGCAUGGGUGAAUAAAAAGAAGUCACCAUUAUUCUCCUUGGGGACUUUUCCCUCUCAGUUGUUCUAUCAGAGCUGGGUUUGCUGCACCAGCAGAAGGACCAGUAGGGCUGGCCACAUUUUUCCCAAGCACCUCAGAGAUCCUUGAUCUCCACCAGUCCCUGUAGAUGAAUGACAGACCAAGGUCAUCUGUUGAGUGUAACGCUUGGUAUUCUCAGCAACUCCUGUCUCCUUGGUACAGUAGACAUUUACUACUAGGAUAUGCAUUUUGGCUGUCCCUAAUAUGCUUCUUUAGUCUGCAAGUGGAAGCGUCAAAGAUAGCUCUGCAAACUCAGGAGGCUGAAGUUUCAGCUAGGCCGUAGACUACAGACUUGAAGAAAAACAGGGCCUUGUCAGAUAGUGGCAGAAGUAGCUGUGUAGGCAAAGAGGUGCAGGAUUGAUGGGUGCUGUUGUGCAAUCUCGCCAUCAAAAGAACAGGGAGGGAGAGGAGAACACGUCCCAGUUCUCUCCCACCCAGUCCCACGGGUGAGACUGCUGGGGGAAAGCUGCCUCCACCUCGUGGAGCAGCGAAGUGAGUUAUGGAUGCAUCUAUACCACGCUUGUAAUUGCAGCCCCUUGGGACUUAGACCUGAAUUAACUUUAACCUCGCUUAACUGGGAAUGGUUGCAGCAGCAGCAGCUGGGUUGCUAAGUGCCCGAUGCCUUGCUCGAGGGGGCAUCUACAGGCUCAUGCCGCUUCAUCCAGUGUGGCGGUGUAGCCCUUAAACUAGCUAGAUUUGGGGAUUGACUUGCAAUUGCCACGCAGAUAUGCCUUUUCUUUCCAGAAGAAAGCGUACGGGACUGAGAUAACCAGAUUUCUAGUGUCUCCUCUGCCAAAGUUUGAGGAAAUGAUGGGGGGCAAUGCAUGACCACAGAAUCAAAGGUGUUUUGCUGGAGGGCUUCUCUCUACUGAUACCGCAUAACCAGGCGGCUCAGUUUGAGAAGUUUAUAAAAGUUACGAGAUCAAAAGGGAAUUCAGCCAUAACUUUCACUUUUCUUAGCCAUUUACUCUUAGUAAUGUUUUUAAAUUUUUAAUUUACAAAUGUUUUUAAAAGAAAGAAAUGAAUGGUUUAAAUUUUCCCUGUUAAAUGUUGGUGAAAGUAUUACAGCUCUCAUUGACGUCAGUGACAUGAUAUUACCAGUUUGUUCUCUGCCACAUCUUACAGAGGAGUAAACUGGUAAGUAUAUAUUAUAUAUAUUUAUAUAUAAUGUAAAUAUAUUGACUUGUUACACCUAUUAUAAUAUGUUGAAAUUGGUUUUUAAAAGGUGAUGUAAAUAGUGGUUUCCUUAAUGAAAAAUACAUAUUUUGUAUUGUUCUAAUACAAAGGAAAAAAACCCUUUUAAUCUUUUUUGUUAUGUAUAUUCCAUGUAUAAGUGUAAAUACGAUCACAUAGGUUUAAAAACUUUUGCAUGUAUGUAUACAGUUGCAAGUCUGGAAGAAUGUAUAGAAAAAUACUUUUAUUUAAAGUUGUGAUUACCUGCUGCAUGAAAAGUGCAUGGGGGACCCUGUGCAUCUGUGCGUUGGCAAAAAAAAAAAAAUGUCUUAACAAGUCAGGUCAGUUCAAAACACAACAGUAUUCCACUUCUGGACAUGACUUCUGCUGUGGUAUUUUAGCUUUGUGAAAGAAUGUGCUUCAAAUCAAAAGGGUCUGGGGGAAAAAAAUAAAAAAACAAAACAAAUUGCAAAACUACUUUUAAAACAUGAAGUACUCAUAAGUCUAUAAUCGGUCAUGUAAGUUCAGGGCUCCAUUUUGCAUAAUUGAAAUAUUGUACCAGGACUAUUACAUCCCUGUAAAACAAAGGAAUAUUGAUUUUCAUUGCCAUACAUAAGAAUGCGGGAUUUUACCACAACCGAUUUUAUUGUGAUGUGUCUUCAGUAAUUUAUCUAACUGGUCUCAUUUUUUAUUAGAAAUUAAUUUCCUCAUGUGAUGUCACAAAACUGUACAUACUGCAGUGUGAAGUUUUUUUAAAUCUUUCAGUGUUUACUUCCUGCAGAAGAUUUGAAUAAAUGAGAAAAAUGCAUUGUC